This is a messenger RNA of Sinocyclocheilus anshuiensis, 1078 nucleotides long. RefSeq names its product stanniocalcin-2-like. The coding region runs from base 1 to 606 and encodes 201 amino acids. Gene Ontology annotation, cellular component: extracellular region. The transcript has 3 exons. The record is from RefSeq and is a predicted model, not a curated record. Lineage: Eukaryota; Metazoa; Chordata; Actinopteri; Cypriniformes; Cyprinidae. Gene Ontology annotation, molecular function: hormone activity. Gene Ontology annotation, biological process: intracellular calcium ion homeostasis.
AUGUACUUAAAUCACAGUGGAAAAUCGUUCAUCAAAGAUGCGCUGAAAUACAUGGCCCAUGGACUUCGCCACAAGUUCAGCUGCGUCAGCCGCAAGUGUCUGGCCGUGAAAGAGAUGGUGUUCCAGCUGCAGCGCGAGUGUUACGUCAAACACAACCUCUGCUCUGCCGUGAGGGAGAACGUCAACGUCAUGGUGGAGAUGAUCCACUUCAAGGACCUAUUUCCUAAAGGGCCCCAUGUGGAGUUAGUAAACAUCCUGUUGGGAUGCGGCGAGGAGGUGCGCGUCGCCAUCGCCCGCCGAAUACGAACUCAGUGUGAGCAGAACUGGGGAGCUCUGUGCGGGAGUCUGAGUCUCUGUGCAAUCGGAAAGAUGCAGAACCAGGCCAGUUCCACCCUCGCCCCUGUCCCAGACAUCACCACUCCAUCGGGAGCCAGCGGCAACUCCCUUCCUCCCGCGAGCCCGCUUCUCCCUGAGGCUGACGGGGAAACGGUUUGGACACUCACAGAAAGAGAUGAAGAUGAAAAUCAGUCCUCAGGUCCUCAACACAACGCCUCUGAUGCCGAAAAAGAGCUAAAGAGGUCUCUGAAUGCCACCAAAAGGAGGUGAAGGGAAGGGGAUUCUCAGUGCCUUCCGCCCACACGUCCAAAAAGGCUCGUUCAGUGCUCUCCUUCCCUGCCUCGCUCAAGGACAAAUAAGCUGCAGUCUCCAGUGGUUCUAUAAGAGCACCAGCGAUGACAGGGUAUUUCAAUGUGAUGAUACAUUUAGAGCUGCCAUCGUCAUUGUGUUUGAUUUGUAGGUCAUUCUGUGAGAACAUGGACUGGUACAAUAUUUGAUAGGAGUCUCAAAGAUUUCAGUGGCGUUUCACCCUUUGUAGAUGUAUUUGUAGAUUGUGGACUAAGUGCAUUCCUCAGACUGCAGACUCUUCAGAAGGCUUAAGUGAGUCUGUCAGGCUGCAAUUCUGAAUAGCAUGAUUAGGCCUUGUGUUUUGUGAUGACAUCAUUCCAUCUGCUCAGUAUUUGUCUGCUUUGAAGCAAGGCCAUUUGGGUGAACAUCACGAAAACAUGUCUGGGUCACAUUU